Molecule: messenger RNA, 10205 nt
Organism: Pogoniulus pusillus (Red-fronted tinkerbird)
Lineage: Eukaryota; Metazoa; Chordata; Aves; Piciformes; Lybiidae
Gene: WDFY4
Product: WDFY family member 4
Exons: 63
Coding region: 289-9861 (3190 amino acids)
Biological process (GO): antigen processing and presentation
Molecular function (GO): protein binding
Source: RefSeq, a predicted model, not a curated record
AAAAACUCCUCUGCUCUCAUUUUGAGAUGGCCCCUGUAGUACUACGUAAGCUGAAGGUGCAGGAUGGAGAAGGUUGUGCAGUUGUUCUACAGAAACUCUGGAAACAACAAGAAGUUUAAAGGAAGUAAGUGCAGCAGCUAAUCAAGUGAUUCACAGUGGAAGGUCUAAAGAGCUGCUGCAUGCACCAAUAUGCCUACUUGGACAGAAGCAACAAUGCUCAUUUCUCUGGCUGUGGUUACUGACUGCCACGGGAGCUGCUGAAUCCAGGAGCCCAGAUUUCAUUUCAGAAUGGACAAAGCAGAUGAACUCAUGUGGCAGCUGGAGGGUUCACCUGGCAAAGCAACACAGCAAGAGCAAAGCACUGAUGGUGAACACAAGGCAGAAGUGCUGGGAGAGCCCACACAUAGCAAGGACAAUCCAUCCCUGAGCCAUACCCUCCAAUGGGACACGCUAAACAGACAGUUUGUAGAGUAUGAGCAGAUGGUUCCAUUCCUCAUACCAGAGGAGCAACAGAGAAGGCUGCUGGACUUUCUUCCCCUCUUCUUAAAGGCCUGGGAACAAUCUGCUGGAGUAAUUGUAUUCCCCAAUAUUCAGCUGUUAGCUAGUGAGGUUUCCAAGCUUCUGACAAAAGAAAUUAAGAAGAACCUUAAUGGCAAGCCUGCAGAGGAAGCUCGUCUGGCUUUGGAGCAACUGCUGCAACAGAAAGGGGAAGCAGAAGAUGGCCAUUUGCUCCUUAAAUCAGCCUAUCUGCUCUCACAGAUUGACUUGAGAACUAUGCGAAACAUCAUUGGAUCUGGCCUUCCAGCUGCUCUGAUGCAAUGCUUGUACCUUUUUUUUACUUUUCCUCUGAAUAAAACCAGUGAUCAUGGAGAGACAUGUGAGGAUGACACCCAGACUCAGGAAAUGCUUGUAAAGAUAAUGCUUAACAUGUACAAAGAGGAACAAGGUGUAGAGGAACUUCUGGCAGCUGAUAAACUUCAUGCAUUAAUUAUCGCAACUGCUUCCCUCUGGGACCAGUGUAGCCACUCUUGGAAAGUACCUACAGGGCAUGUGCUAAGAACAAUUUCAAAGGCUCAGACCAAAAACAGCAUUAUGUACUUACAAGCUGUGGACUGCAUUAAAAUAGCUAUUCAGAAUCUCUUUAAACUGGCCGAUACCCUAUCUGCUUGUGAUGUGUGUGAAGCUGCUACUAUUCUCUUAUGUUUUGUAAAGGAUUCUUAUCCCAUAUCAUCAGCUUUGUUAACAGAGUUUGAAAAUAAUGAUGGCUACCAACUUUUGCUAAAAAUCUUGCUCAGAUGGGAGGGAUUGCAGAAGAAUGAAGGAGACCCCUAUCUGGAUGAGAUCUUGGACAUUCUGACUUGCCUUACAACCUGUGGGAAAACUGAACUGAAAGUUUCUGGCAAUAUUGUACACCCACAAUUACCACACUUUGAUUUUGAAUGGACACGGUCUUCUGGACUGACAGUGAAAAACCUCCAAGCUUUUCAGGUGUUGCAGACCAUUUUCCAGAAAAGUAAUGAUCAGCACCUGUGUGGAAGAAUUUUGUCAGCAAUUGGUACAAUAUGGGCCUGGAACACAGCAAACUUCUUCCUUCUAGAAUGGACGCUACAACCUAUCAACCAGUUUACUGACGUAAUCCAUUUCAAACCACAACCAGUUCAAGUCCAGUUCUUCAAACUGGUAGAGUCCAUAGUGCUAGACCUGUCCUAUGUCCCCCAUGAAAUCUUGAAGAAGAUUCAGUAUCUGAUAAAGGAAAACAUAGCACCAUUCUGCACCUUAGCAGCUCUCCAGUGCCUUCUCAACAUGACCAAGAAGGACGUGUUAUUCGGUGACAUAUUCCGUGACUCUGGGCUCUUAGGCCUACUGCUGGCACUUCUGAGGAAGCAAGCCAAGAUCCUGAGGAAGUCAGCUGGAGGCCAUCUGCCUGGUCUGGAAGAAGGCACUGAGAAGGAAUUAAAUGCUGUGAUGCUGAAGAUGGUGGCUGCCCUUACAGUGAAAUCUGUGAGGAAUGCUGUUGUUCUAAAGGACUACGGAAUGGUGCCAUAUAUCAAGAUAUUUUUAGAUGAUGAGUGCUACAGAAGUGCAACACUCAGCAUCUUGGAGCAGCUAGCAGUCAUCAACUAUGAAGAAUAUAUGAGCAUUAUUAUUGGGGCUCUCUGUUCUUCUACUCAAGGGGAACUAAAUCUGAAAAUAGAUCUGCUGAAGUCACUCCUGAGGAUAUUGGAGAGUCCCAAGAGCCAUUCAGCUUUCAGAACCUGCAGUGGAUUCAAUGGACUGCUGUCCCUUCUCUCAGAUAUGGAAGGUGCAUUGCAGGACCCUCCAUCUGGGCUGUGGAUGGCAGUUGGACCGAACUGCAUAUUGGAGCUUGUGUUUUACACACUUCAGGGGAUAACAGCAGCCCUGCACCUGGACCCUGUCAACAGCAACUUCUUCCAGAGAAAUGGUCUCUUUGAAAAGAUGGCAGAGGAUCUUGGGUCACUCGGAUGCUUCAGGACACAUGGGGAAUGGCAAACUCCUGUGAGCCUUGAGAAGACAAGGACAUUUGCAGAAUUCUUGGAAGCAGCUUUCUGCUCUUCAGAACCUUUCCCAAUGUGGCUAAAGAACUGCAUAUGGAUUUUGAAUUUCCUUGAUCACAUGAUCAAAGGAACCCUCCAUCUGGAGAGUUACUUCAAGGAGACAAAGCCAGAGAUGGCAGAGGCAUUAAGAGAUAAUCAGGAGGGAUUUCAAGCUCAAGAAGAGAAUCCUGUUGCUUUCAAAAGACCAGGCAACAAAUUACCUGUCUCUGCUUACAGGCUAAGCGGGAACCCUGAAGAGAAGUGGGAAAUGGGAGACUGUGCCAUUGUACAUCCAGGUGCUGUCUGUGUUAUGGUGAAAUUGCUACCAAAGCUGUACAAAGAGGGAUACUGUCAGCUUUCACAGGAAAUCCAGUGUGCUGUGGUGAAUCAUAUCCAGUCCCUGGUGAAGUCAGAGAAGAGUCGCCAGGUGAUGUGUGGAGCUGGCUUACUGAGCACCAUCAUAAGCUCCUGUCAGGGUGCCUUCCUCAAUGAGAACCAUCCACUGCAUCUGCCCCUCACUAGAGUGUUUGAGAAGCUUGCAUCACAGGCUAUUGAGCCAGAUGUAUUAAGGCGAUUUCUUUGGUUGGGAGGUUCUCCAUCGCUAUCUCCCAGGACCUGUAUGAAGAAUAUUGAGGCUAUUUCAUGUCAGAGAAGUUAUUUAGCUAAUGCAGAUUGGAACGCAGGUGCAGAAGAGGACACGGUGGACAAUAAAACUGAUCUUCAGACAGUUGUGCCUGCCAACAAUUCUCCUUGGGUUUCUAAGGGAUCUACAUUGGCACUCCAAACUGCAAUGAGUCUCGUCUCCAUGACAUCACCUCGAAACUUCCAGCUCUGCAGCACUGCUUUGGCUCCAUCAUUCGUGGAGUUUGACAUGUCAAAAGAAGGAUAUGGGUGUUUAUACCUCCCUACCUUGGCCACUGUCAUGGGACCCAGUGUAGAGCAAUCUGUCUCAGGAGGAAUUGGCACGGGCAACAGAAUGUUCCCUCCCUCAAGUGGCCUGACACUUUCCUGCUGGUUUCUGGUUAGCAAGUUUGGUUCAGUGCACAAUAGUCACCCACUCCGUUUCCUCACAGUUGUGAGGCAUAUGUCAAGAACAGAACAAGAAUUUGUUUGUUUUUCGGUGAGCUUUUUUCCACAGGACCAUUCUUUGGUCAUUUCCACAGAAGAAGUGGAAUUUCAGCCUCUUGAUAUUAUGGAACCUGAGGGAGAGGUCCUGAAUCCCUCCUCACUUCCAGGGCAAGUCCACUUUGUCUGCAGCAAGCUGCUUGUCACUGGCCAGUGGUAUCAUCUCACAGUGACUGUUGCUAAGGAAGCAAAGAAGACCUGCAUUGUGUCAGCUUACAUUGAUGGUCACAUGCUUGGGUCUGCAAAGAUGCAGUAUCUCCAGCCCUUACCAGGUAGCUGUAUUUCCAUGGAGCCUUCCUCCUUUAUUGAUGUCUAUGGGUACAUAGCUAGUCCUCGGAUUUGGAAACAGAAAUCUUCCUUGACCUGGCGCCUUGGACCUACAUACUUAUUUGAAGAAGCCAUCUCUGUGAAAACUAUAGAAGUGAUUAAUAGGCUGGGCCCACAGUAUUGUAGCAAUUUCCAAGCAGUACAGCUUCAAGGUGAGGACCAGUACAGUGAUCAUAAUCCUACACCUCUGGUGGCAGAAGAGAAGAUUUCCUUUGGAAUCAAUGCCAUGAGCUCAUCAAUCACUACGAUUCAAGAUAUAAAGAGCACCUACAAUGAAGUGGAUGGCCGGCUGAUUGCCAAUGAGAUAGGGAUUAACUCUCGGGACAGUUCCACUCCAAUAUUCCUAGCUAAGAACAUUGCUGGACACCUCUCAGGUUCCUUGCGGACAAUUGGGUCAGUUGCUGUGGGACAAUAUGGGGUAAGAGUGUUCCAGUCCUCUCCAGCAGCUACUAGCCUGAACUUCAUUGGAGGUCCUGCCAUUCUCCUGGGUCUCAUUGCUAUGGCCUGCGAUGACCACACCAUGUAUGCAGCUGUCAAAGUCCUGAACUGCAUCCUGAACAGUAGCCCAAUGAGUGAAAAAUUAAUGAGGCACAUGCAUGGAUACCAGUUACUAGCCUACCUGUUGAAGAAGAAGACACAGCUGUUAAAUAACAGGAUUUUACAGUUAAUAUUCUCUCUAGUGGGCACAGCUGAGCUUGGCUUCGAGUCUUCAGUGAUCAAGAAUUAUAAUGCAUUUCAGUAUGUUCUCUGCAACUUUGAGCUUUGGAGGAAAGCUCCAGAAAAUCUUGACCUUGCUCUUUUUUCACAUCUUGUGGAGAUCUUGCAGUCCUCCAGAGAUGGUUGUCAGAAUGCUGCAGUUGCCUACCAGGUGCAAAUGGUGCCCAAGCUCAUUUUCCUCUUCAAUGAUCCUGAAAUCAGUACCUCCCAGAUCAUUGUGGCCUGCAAAAUUCUCUCCCAUCUGUUGCAAGGAUACUUUAACAGAAGAGAUGUUCUCAGGAUUGCAUUAUUCCUCGUUUACACUUUGAAACCUUCUUCUGUGGAUGAAAAUCAGACUUGUCUGGAUGGUGUGACUGAGACACCCAAUGAAGCCUUAAGCCAAACAUCUGGAAAGACAAUCUGGCUUCGAAACCAAUUACUGAAGAUGCUGUUAGAUGUAAUGCACUCAGACAAACUUCAUCUGUCCUCUGACGAACAAGAAGAGACAUUUUUGGCACUGGGACCAGACUGGUUUCUACUGUUCACACAGAGCUAUCUGCACUCUAGCACAGUUGUCCUAGGAGUCAAGCUACUUCUGUGCUUCCUCCACAAUCGUUCGUUGUUGAAUAAAUUCAAGGAGGGGACAGUGGCUGGGCGCUGGCUGGAAAAUAGCUCUGCAGGGUUGAGUAUUCUAAUGGAUAAUUUAAAAGCUCACCCUCCAGCGCCUGUCCAUGGCUCCUUCUUGAUUUUUGGAUUUUCUGUGUUGCAAAGAUGUCUGACUGAUCAUGUCCACAUCCCUGAGAUCUACUUGCUAGUGGCAGAACUCUUUUUAGCAACUCCGCAAUCUGACCCCCCUGAAGAGGCUAAGAAAGAUCUUGAGUCUAUGUUGCAGUGGGUCUUGCAGCACCACCUUACAGAGAAUGUCCUCAAAUUUGGGUUGUGUACAGAGGCAGCUGCUUUACUGCUAGAAAUGGUUAGAGUGACUGUGAACACGCCUAUUGCAGAUGCAGAAGCCUCCUGGAAGAUUGCCUACCCAGGGAAUGUUAUCCAGUUUCUGUGCCUGAUCUAUCAGAGUUAUAUCCAGGACCCCAUGUGGCACUGCUCUGACUUCUUGAAAACUCUGGCUAUGGUUGCUUUCCAUUCUGGACCUCCCAAGGGAGGCUCUGAAGGCCUUUUGGCUCCUGAUGGCCCAGCCGUUGCUGAAGGGAAAGGCUGCAGCGAUUCCUCUCUCCCACUCCUGCCACACCCUGCCAAGAAACAAGCGUGGGAUUUCAUGCGAGUCCUCCUGAUGGAUAGUCUUCUCAACAUCCCAGCAAACAAACAAGGGCAUCCACUUGAGCUGCUUCUUGAGGCUUCUCCAGAGGAUGCCACCAGUGAGGAUAAGAGACAUUUUCAAACAAAAGUUUUGCUCUCUGCUAUGGAUGUCUUCCAUGUUACCAGUCAAGGUGAUGGGAAAACAAGACCAAGAGGCAUCAGCGAUCCUCAUGGCACUCCAGCUGCACCUUUAUUCAUAAUGAAUGUUGCUUACUUUGCUCAGAAGCUGGUUGAGAAGCUCAACAGCCAAAUGUUUGCUGCUGACCCCAAGCAAAUCCUGAUCUUCACUGCAAAACAGAUUGUGGUGGUCUUAGAAAGCUCAGUUUCUCAAAAGGAAAUUCUCCUCAGCACCCUGUACAGUUGUCUCAACAGAGCCAUCCUAUACUGCCUAUCCAGACCCAGACAACUGCUUCCUGAACAGUGUAAUGUCCUCAACACUCUCAAAGUCCUGCAGGAGGAGUGGGACACUAUUUUUGCAACUUACAACUCAAAUACUAAUUUUGUCAUCUGCCUAAUGUACUGCCUUUGCCAACUGAAUCUGGGCAGUUAUCCAGAAGGUUUUGGGGUGAAUGCAAAACCAAAGCUGGCUUCAUAUCACCAGAUUUUCCUUGCACCCAAUGAGGAGGAAAAGGCCAGCAUGCCUUCUGCAGAUGAUGUCCAUCAGCAGAUCCUGAGAACAGUAGAUGUCAUCUGGAAGCAGCUCAUUUCUCAGAGGCGGCAGGCUCUGGAGGACACUUACAAGAUGGAUCUUUCUGUAAAAGGAAAUGACAAAGAAAGGGACAUGAAGAUAAUGGAGAUCACCCCUUUAUGGGAAGAAAUUAUGACAAAAGCUUGGCAGCACCUAAUAGCAUCUGAAAAGAAGUUUCUUCAGAAUAAAGCAGGGUCAGGCCUGUCUCAGAGCAAGCACAAUUCCUGGAGUGAAAACUUGUCCUCAGCUAUCAGCUUGAUGCCUGGUCGAAGCACAAAGGAAGUGACAUGCAAAUCUGAGGGCUUUGUCUCAUGUAUGGAACAGUACCGCAGAACGGGGCAGGAGCUGUAUGCAUCUUUGUACAAGAACCAUAUACAGAUGCUGCAGUGUGGUUACAGCAAAGCAGCCAAGGACUGGAUGAUAAUUGAAGAGCAGCUUUUCUACAGAAAGGGCCCAUGGAGAGAUGCAUCACAAUCCUUAAAGCCACAAUGGAUUCUUGAUUGUUAUGAAGGGCCUUCACGAAUGAGGAAGAGGAUUCAACAUGUGAACACCCAAGCAGCAACUAUGCGAAUGAGGAGUGAGCUUCUCCUACCAAACAGAAAUGAAACAACUCCUACUGCUGAAGGAGAGCUGAUGUUAAAUGGAGCAGAAAGGGAGAUGGGUGAGAAGAGAUUGGAUUGUAACCAGCUGACAUUCUUCCCUGCUCUGCAUGAAAGUUUCCAUUCAGAAGACUUCUUGGAACUGUGUGUGGAGAGGCAAACUAUAUUGCAGGAGUUUGCAGAGAAUGAAAAGGUCACGUUCAAGUGCUCUGUAGCAGUUGUGCAGGGGCACACAGCAUUGGAAGGAGUGCUGCUUUUUGGCAAAGAGCACUUUUACAUCUGUGAGUGCUUUGUGUUAUCCCCUCUAGAAGAAGUCUACUGUACACGUCACUGCUUGUCCAGCAUCACUGAUCCAUUUAUUUUCAACUUAUGUCAUAAAGACCACACUGUGGGAGACCAGAUAUGUUCCCGCUAUUCAUAUCAUGAUAUAAAAGAGAUUCAUCUGAUGCGCUUUCUUCUGCAGGAGAUUGCUUUGGAAAUAUUCUUCAAAAACGGUUACUCCAGAUUUCUUGUCUUCCAUGAUAGUGACCGAAAUAAGAUAUUUAAGAGAUUUUGCUCUUUCCAACCUGCUUUGAAGUCAAAGGCAAUAAUGGAAGAGUCCCUGAAUAUAAGGAAACACUCAGGAGGAGAAAAGACAAUGCUCCAGAAGUGGCAGAAGAGGGAGAUCAGCAACUUUGAUUACCUGAUGUAUCUGAACACACUGGCUGGCCGCAGCUACAACGACUACAUGCAAUAUCCUGUGUUUCCAUGGGUCCUUGCUGACUAUCUCUCCAAGACUCUAAACCUUACUAAUCCUCAUACAUUUCGGGACCUGUCAAAGCCCAUGGGUGCGCAGACUGUGGGGAGGAAACGCAAGUUUAUCCAGCGCUACAAUGAGGUGGAGAAGAGUGAGGGAGACCUGUCAGCCCAGUGCCAUUACUGUACUCACUAUUCAUCAGCAAUUAUAGUGGCAUCUUACCUGGUCCGAUUGCAGCCGUUUACUCAGACCUUCUGUUCUCUGCAGGGUGGGAAUUUUGAUGUUGCAGACAGGAUGUUUCAUAGCGUUAAGAGCACAUGGGAAUCGGCAUCAAGGGACAACAUGAGUGAUGUCAGAGAACUCAUCCCUGAAUUCUUCUACUUGCCAGAGUUCCUAACCAAUGCAAAUAAUUUUGAACUUGGCUGCAUGCAGGAUGGAACAGUGCUAGGAGAUGUGCAGCUUCCUCCUUGGGCAGAUGGAGACCCCCAUAAAUUCAUUCUCCUGCACAGACAGGCACUGGAAAGUGACUAUGUCAGUGCACACCUCCAUCGCUGGAUAGAUCUGAUUUUUGGCUACAAGCAAUAUGGCUCAGCUGCAGUGGAAGCAGUUAAUAUCUAUCACCCUUACUUCUAUGGACACAAGACAGAUCUCAACAACAUUAAAGACCCUCUGAUUAAGAGCACCAUCCUGGGUUUUAUCAGUAACUUUGGACAGAUACCAAAGCAGCUCUUCACAAAACCACAUCCAUCCAGGAAUGCCCAAGGGAAAAGUGCAUCAGGAAUAGACACCAUGCUGUCACUUCAUUCAAGUGGAAUUCUUCCUCCUUUUGUGAGCAGCCUGCAAAAUCUGAAGCUUUCACCAGUCACAGUAAAAGACUAUCCCAAGGGAGCUGUUGGGCAUAUUGUUCAUACUGAGAAAGGCAUUCUAGCUGUUGAAAAAAACAAGAUUUUAAUUCCUCCUCUUUGGAGCAAAACAUUCUGCUGGGGAUUUGAAGAUUUCACCUGCUGCUUUCGCAACUAUGGGUCUGAGAAGAACGGGACGACAUUUGAGUGCAUGGCAGACUGGGGAAAGUGCCUCUGUGCUGUGUGUCCUUCAGCAACUACCAUAAUCACAUCUGGAACAAGCUCAGUUGUAUGUGUCUGGGAAGUUUCUAUCAUCAAGGACAAAGUGAAAUGUCUAAACUUGAGACAGGCUCUGUAUGGACACACACAGGCAGUGACCUGCCUUGCAGCAUCUGUGACCUACAGUAUCUUUGUGAGUGGAUCUGAUGACAGAACCUGCAUCAUUUGGGACCUAAACCAGCUGACAUACAUAAACCAGCUUCCUACCCAUGGGGCAAACCUCUGUUCUGUUGCCAUCAACAAUUCAACAGGUGAUAUUAUCUCUUGUGCUGGAUCUUACCUAUAUCUCUGGACUGUCAAUGGCCAGCUGCUUGCAAGCAUUAACACCAGCUCCAUCCCUGAAUGCCGUAUUGCUUGCUGCUGCUUUGCUGAAGUGAUGGACUGGGACACACGCAGCGUCAUCAUCACAGGAAGCACAGAUGGAGUGGUGAGGCUCUGGAAGACUGAAUACAUCAAUACCCCAGACCAAGAUGCUGGACCAAGACCACAGACAGGCACAAUAGAAGACCCAGGAAACACAGGUAACAAGUGUGAAAAACGUCUUGUUCUCUGUCGGGAGCUGAAUCACAGCCUUGCCUUGACUGGAAAACCCAGUAAGACCAGCCCAGCGGUGACAGCACUGGAGAUAUCCAGAAAUUCCAGCAAGAUCCUAGUUGGUGAUGACUGGGGAAGAGUCUGCUGCUGGUCUGUGGAUGGAUAGGAAGAAAUGGCCAAAGCCUCUUGUUUUUUCAGGCUCUUGCACGGAGAGAAAAUUACCCUUGAGAGCACAAAAGAGAGAAACUGGAAGCCUGUGGUUGGAAACUGGUUUUCAAGGGAACUGCAGGACUGGUCCAGCUGUCAAAUCUGAUUGAAAUUAGAGAAUGGAGUUCAAAGUUCAGAGACACACUGACAGAUGUGCACAUUGACAAUGAGAUUUUGCAGUAUUUGUCCUGGGAAAAAUUCUGUGCUUUAAAUGUUAUUUUACAUACUGAAUUUGGCAUAAUACACUGUAUUUCACAAAUAAUAGAUAGCAAAUAAAACUGCUUUGAUUAUACCAAAGAGCAA